UCUCCACGCGGUCCCCACGCAGCCUCCACGGGGCUGCCGCGUCUUGGCCGUCCCCGCCUUCCCCUCUCCUACAGGGCGGGUUCCAGCCUGCGCUCACCCGGCCCUCCCCGCCCCGCCGCCCGGCACCGCCCGCCGGUCCUCCUCCCGCGCCGACGCGGCGGAGCGCACCGGCCCGCGGGGUCAGGUGGUUGGGUGACGCCCCGGGAAAGCGCUCCCCACCACGCGCGGGCGGCGCCACCGCGCCCGACGCCUCCGGGGGAGGGGACUUCCCGGGAGCAGCGGGCGGAGGACGGGAGGAGCACGGCGCGGCGGGCGGGCGGGCGGGCCGAGCUGGGACGGGCUGCCGGCGGGAGGGAGACAUGGACCGCAGCGAGCAAGGUCUGCUGAGAACAGACCCAGUACCUGAGGAAGGAGAAGAUGUUGCUGCCACGAUUGGUGCCACCGAAACUCUGUCAGAGGAGGAGCGAGAGGAGCUGAGAAGAGAGCUUGCAAAGGUAGAAGAAGAAAUCCAGACUCUGUCUCAAGUGUUAGCAGCAAAAGAGAAGCACCUAACGGAGAUCAAGCGGAAACUUGGGAUCAAUUCACUACAGGAACUAAAACAGAACAUUGCCAAAGGGUGGCAAGAUGUGACAGCUACAUCUGCGUACAAGAAGACCUCUGAAACCUUAUCUCAGGCCGGACAGAAGGCUUCAGCUGCUUUUUCGUCUGUUGGCUCUGUCAUCACCAAAAAGCUGGAAGAUGUAAAAUUGCAAGCCUUUUCACAUUCCUUUAGCAUACGCUCCAUUCAACACUCAAUUAGCAUGCCUGCUAUGAGAAACUCCCCAACUUUCAAAUCAUUUGAAGAAAAGGUUGAAAACUUAAAGUCUAAAGUUGGGGGAAACAAGCCUGCUGGUGGUGAUUUCGGAGAAGUCUUGAAUUCGACUGCAAGCGCCAGUGCCAGCACCACGGAGCCUCUUCCAGAGCAGACGCAGGAGGGCCUGUGAGCCUCCCACCUUUGUUCUGCUGCUCACUGCCAGAUGCUGCAAGCGAGAUCCAAGCACAUCUUGUCAACAUUCAUUGCCAUGAACUUCCACCAGAUGUGCUUUUGUUGAGCUUUACAUAUUCCUUUGACCAAAUAGCUUGUGGGUUGAACAAUGUAAAAGUAUCUUCACUUCUAUUCCUGGGAAACACCCUUUAGUGUGCAUUUCAGCCCCUUUAUUUAGCAAAUGUCACGAUGAAAACACAUCUAGUACCUGGGGAUCCUCACUAGAAUGAAAUGAGAAGCUGUGGGUUAUCAUAAUUGCUUACACAAUUGCUCUGGGUGUGGGCUACCAGUUUGAUCUUUUUCUUCUAUACAGGUUUCUGUUUUUCCUCUUUGAAUCUCUGUAUAUUUGAUUCCUAGAUUAGACUCUUCUUUAAAAUGCUCUGCAUCCUGCUUAUUAAAAAAGUUUUGGCGAAAUGUUCUUUACCUCCGAGGGAAGAACUAACCAGCUACACAAAAUAUUUUUGAGUAUUGUUUGGGGAUAAAGUAUCUUAUAUCUUGGGUGUCUGAAGACACCAGACUAAAUAAAUCUGCUCUAUAUUCAGUUUCUUAUAGUUUUGUAAGUGACGUUAUGUACAGUAAUUUCAAAUCCUAGGUGACUGAGAGUGGAGCCCUUUGUUUAUCACCAUCUGUGACAGUAACCAUUUCAGUGUCAUGGUUAUUAUGCCACUUAUAGCUACUUAUUUUUCACCAGAUUAAAAUUUUAGUUUUGGAGGAAAUUAUAAGGUAACAUUCUAAAUUAAGUAUAUUGUAUUAUCAAUAGGUUGAAAUUUGAACACUGUCCUCAAACAUUCAGUUCCAAAGCCUGAAAGUUUUUUUAGAUCUAGGUGGCUGAAAAGUGCUAAAAUCAAUCGCAUUAGGGGAAACGCUGUCUUCAUUUAAUUCACUUAGCAGCAUUUAAAAUAAGCACACCAAGUUAUAUGACUAAUAUAACUUGAAAAAUUUUUAUACUAAGGGGUUGGUAAUAACUCCUGAGGAUUUCAUGCAUUAAUAAAAAUCAACUCAUCAUUUUCUACUUACUUGUUUUCAGUUUGUUAGAAAUUACAAAAUGAUACUGUAGGCAUUGCCCCCUGCUUUGAAAACAGAGUGUCAGGGCUGAAUGAACCAAAGCCUCUGGAAGUAUCUGCAUGGAGGCCAAGGUACUCUCAUUAACUCUAGUAGCUACUUACUCAUCAUCACUGUCUUUUCCUUAUGCUGUGUAUGGUUAUGGCCUACAACGUUGUAUUUGUUAUUUAUCAAGUUGUGAUUGUUUUAUUAUUGUUUAUGCCAAAUGUUAAUUGCCAAGUUUGGAGUGACCUAAAGCAUUUUUUAAAAGCAUGACUAGAUUUACUUGGGGAUAAAUUAUCUUAUGAAAACCAAAUCUGAAAAGCUACAAGUGUUGAUUGUUAUGAAGUAACAUGCUGCCCUUUUUGAUUGCUGGAGCUUUUGUGAGCACUUCAGAUGCAAUUGAAACUCUGCUCUAUUACAUGUGAAAAGCUUAAUAAAUUCUGUGUGUCAGUA
Molecule: messenger RNA, 2521 nt
Organism: Bubalus bubalis (water buffalo)
Lineage: Eukaryota; Metazoa; Chordata; Mammalia; Artiodactyla; Bovidae
Gene: TPD52
Product: tumor protein D52
Exons: 8
Coding region: 360-983 (207 amino acids)
Biological process (GO): B cell differentiation
Cellular component (GO): cytoplasm
Source: RefSeq, a predicted model, not a curated record